Morchella importuna is the source of this 1494-nucleotide messenger RNA. RefSeq lists its product as uncharacterized. The coding region runs from base 1 to 1494 and encodes 497 amino acids. The transcript has a single exon. Lineage: Eukaryota; Fungi; Ascomycota; Pezizomycetes; Pezizales; Morchellaceae. Gene Ontology annotation, biological process: transcription initiation at RNA polymerase II promoter; transcription preinitiation complex assembly. The record is from RefSeq and is a predicted model, not a curated record. Gene Ontology annotation, cellular component: transcription preinitiation complex; nucleus. Gene Ontology annotation, molecular function: TBP-class protein binding; RNA polymerase II general transcription initiation factor activity.
AUGGCCCCACCCGCAAAGCCGAAAGGGCCAAAGUGGACCCUCGACGUUGCCGUCAAGGUUGUCUGUCCCUACUGCCGCGAAGAUCCCCCGAAUCUCAUCGACGAGUACUCUUCCGGAGAUACAAUCUGCGGAUCGUGUGGCCUUGUCAUGGCCGAUCACAUGAUUGAUCAACGCGCUGAAUGGCGCAGUUUCACUACUGGAGACGACUCCAGUAAAGCAGAUCCAAACAGAGUUGGCGCAGCUCAAAGCGUCUUUGAAAGUGGGACUGGAUUCGAUACCACCAUUGCCGAUAAGCAGGGUGACAGACACGCUCAGCUAAUGAAAAGAACCCAUAAAAAGAUCAAUAGCUCCACUGAGAGUAGGUUUCUCACUAGGGCCUACGCUGAAAUCGAGAUCUACUGUGGGAAGAAUGGGAUUCAAGACGAUGUGAGGGAUGUGGCGAAGCAUAUCUACAAGAGUGUGGACGAGGGCAUGAAGUUGAACAACAGGUCCACUGUGCAUGAGGCAGUGGUGGCGAGUUGUAUUUUGAUUGCUUGUCGUCAGUGCAAGGUUGACAGAACCUUCCGUGAGAUAUUCCUCUUGACCAAUGUGCCCAAGAAGGACAUUGGCCGUACCUUCAAGCGCAUCGAACACUUUCUUCUUAAAUCCAGUGCACCCGCCACGUCAGACGAAGAUGGUAACAAAACCACGCGUGCCCCUGUGAAUCAGUACAUCUCCACAACACACACUGAGGCUGGGCAAAUCAUGACACGCUUCUGCAACAUACUAGGCUACGAUAUAAAGUUUACUGUUGCAGCGGAGGAGCUAGUCAAGAAAAUGUCUAAGGACAAUAUCUUCUGCGCGAGGAGUCCGCUCAGCAUUGCAGGGGGUGCGAUUUACACAAUGGCGAAGGUUCUGAGGAUUAAGGCCGAACAAGCAACGAUCGCGAGUUGCCUUGGUGUCUCUGUCCCAACCAUCACCUCCAUGUUUAAGCGUAUCAAUGCUCAUAAGCAUAAAUAUUUCGAUCCGGAGUAUCUCAAGAAGAUUGGAGGGAGCCUAGACUGUUUUCCUUACCUGGAUCCGGAGGCGGCUCCGCCAAAGAAACAAACUUCUGUAGUACCUCCAGCUAAGCCGUAUAUUCCUACACCCCACGCCAAUACUACAAAGGAUAUGAUACGCUUCUGCAAUCUGCUAGGUUACGACAUGAUGUUUAUAGGACUGGCGGAGGAGUUGGUCAAGAAAAUGAUCAUGGACAGCAACUUCAGCGCAAGAAACUCAAACACCAUUGCGGGGGUUGCGAUUUACGCCAUAGCAAAGGUUCUAGAUAUGAAUGUGGAGGUAGGCAUAAUUGCGCAUUGUGUUGCGGUCUCUAGCUCAACCAUCACUUCCGUCUUCAAGGGUAUCAAUGUCCAGAAGCAUAAAUACUUUGAUGCAGCAUAUCUGAAAAGGAUUGGAGGAAGCCUGGACGGCUUCCCUUACCUAGAGGGGGAGGCGUUUAGGUCUCCCAAGAGUUGA